AUGUAUGGCCAUGAGAGCAUUUCAAUUGAAUGUAAUAAUACGGACAAUCGUGAAUCUGCGAUCAAAAUCAAUCAAAACGGUGAUAAAAGAGUCAAAAAUUUAGUUUCAACAGAGCCAUGGUCGACAAAUUCAUCACAUAAUUGUGAUGAUAAUCAAAGAAAUAAUCUAUCAGCGGCUCUUCCAACUCAGAUUCAAUUAAAGAAAGUAAACUCUUCCAGAACUGAGUCACGCGAAUCAUCUUCAAAUUUCAAUGAUUCAAGUAAACAUGAGAUUGUUGUUGGUCGAUUGAAUAAUAAUGAGUCAGUUCUGACUGCAUCAAAUGCUAUUCAAUCUAAUCUUUCAGCCCGAUCUUUAACAAAACCAAUAAGAAAGGAGAAGAAAGAUGAAGUAAAUCAAUCAGCACAAUCAGCGAAUGCAUCAUCAACAUCAGUAGCAUCUUCAUCAACAACGAUUACAACUACAAUAGCAACUACAGUAGCAUCACCAAUUCAAUCAGCAACAGCAAAAUCAUCUGAGAUAACAACAGUCAAUUCAAGUAGCAAACUUAACCCACGGACUGUUAAUGAAAACAAGCAUGCUCGUAGUCCAGAGAGGAAAAAGAUGCCAAAGGCUCAAGACUUUGAUCUUGUAUCAUCGGCAUUUCCUCCGCUUCCGAGCUCAGAAGUAGAUGCUCCAGCAGACGCACACAACUUUCCCAAGUUAGGUUCAUCAAACGGCAUCUCUUCAACUUCACCAUCAAGUGAAUGUAAUAAUACGGACAAUCGUGAAUCUGUGAUCAAAAUUACUUUAAAUUCAAAUUCCAAUGGAUCAUUAGCCGACAUAGUUCGAGGAACUGUCUCUAAGACAGGAAAGUCUCUUCGUACAAUCAGUCAAACUGGUCGGAUGAGUUCAACAUCAUCGGGUGAUAAAAACAGUAGUAAUAGUAAUUGUAAUAAUAUCAAUUAUAUUGGUGGUAGUAGUAGCAGUACUUUUGUUAAUAACCCUACUCUUGCCUCAAACAAACACAGUAACAAACAUAACAGUGAUAUAAUGAAAGUUAACCUUGGUAACUGCAAAAUGGUAAUAAUAAUAAUGAUUACAAGAUGAACCGAAAUAUUGAUAUAGCGACUUCUAUUAAAGGUGAUAAUCAGGAUGGUGUUAUUGUUAUUGAUGAUAAAGAAGUUGCCAAAGCCAGUAUUGCCGAAAGUCCUUCUGUUGAAUCUUUUCCAUCCUCGUCUCCAGCAUUAACUAAUGAAGCCAGUAUUUCCUAGUCUCGAAAAUAUUUCCAAUUCAACAACUACGAUGACUAAAGUUCUGUGCUAUCUUAAGUUUCCGCCAAAUGACUUCAAUUUCAGAGACAAAGAAGCCUGCGAUUUGUUCGACUCGACUGACGACGUAUCAUUGCGAGUUACACUUAAUGGAGGUUUACCUGUUGAGGAUAAAUCAAACAGUCAUCAUCAUUCUUUCUUUAUUUUUUGUGAAACAAUGCUUUUUUCUUGUUGACGAAUGACGACCAUUUUGAAUAUUUUUCAAGCAACUUUAACGGUGAUCUUUUAAAAGUUGUUGACAAUUUAAAACGAUCCAAGUAUCAUUUGAAACUAUUACAAUCUCCAGUGAUUAAAGAAAAUCUGAGCAAGUAUAUUUGGUAAAGAGAUCAAUUAAUGCAUUUUGUCACUCAAAUUUUUUACUUAAACACAAUUUAUAAAUAUACACACUAUUU
This is a messenger RNA of Tetranychus urticae (two-spotted spider mite), 1699 nucleotides long. NCBI's taxonomy places the organism in Eukaryota, Metazoa, Arthropoda, Arachnida, Trombidiformes, Tetranychidae. The record is from RefSeq and is a predicted model, not a curated record.